AUGGUCGUGUCUUCUGCAAUUCCAUUUCGAAGCAAGAAAACAAGAGCCCUCGGAAUUCCCAUCAUAGAUCUUAGUCUCGACAGGUCUCAACUGUCUGAACAAAUUGUAAAGGCAAGUGAAGAAUAUGGUUUCUUCAAGGUGGUUAACCAUGGAGUUUCCGCAGAUGUAAUUUCCAGAACUGAGACAGAAGGUUCAGAAUUUUUCUCAAAAUCUUUAUUGGAAAAACAACGAGCUGGACCUGCUACUCCCUUUGGUUAUGGCUGCAAAAAUAUUGGAUUCAAUGGCGAUAAAGGCGAGCUUGAAUAUAUUCUCCUCGAAGCCAAUCCUCAAUCCAUAUCUGAAACAUCCAAAUCCAUUUCUAAUAACUUCAGUUGUACUGUAAAUGUUUAUGUACAAGCAGUUAAGGACCUGGCAUGUGAAAUUCUCGAUUUAGUGGCGGAAGGGCUACGGGUCAAAGACAAGUCCAUAUUUAGCAAACUUAUCAAAGAUGUAAAUAGUGACUCCUGCUUCAGGAUCAAUCACUAUCCUCCAAUUAGGACUACUGACUCUUCAGUACCCAACUUGUUUGAUGAGCAAUAUUCUUGUAAUGUCAAACCAACUCAUAUUGGAUUUGGAGAGCAUUCCGACCCUCAGAUCUUGACAAUCUUGCGAUCAAACGAUGUGGGUGGCCUUCAAAUUUGUUCGCGUGAUGGUUUAUGGAUUCCCAUCCCCCCUGACUCCAAUCAGUUCUUCGUAUUCGUGGGUGAUGCCUUGCAGGCUUUGACAAAUGGAAGGCUUGUGAGCGUGAGACACCGGGUACUCGCAAACCACGUGAAGACGAGAAUGUCAAUGAUGUACUUCGGAGCUCCACCCCUCGAUGCAUGUUUAUCUCCUAUACCACAAAUGAUCUCGUCUCAAAAUCCUCGUCUUUACAGGCAUUUUACUUGGGGAGAGUACAAGAAUGCCGUGUAUUCCUUACGUUUGGCAGACCAUCGUCUCGACUUGUUCAAAAACCAACCAUAA
Fraxinus pennsylvanica is the source of this 1002-nucleotide messenger RNA. The record is from the annotation of a GenBank genome assembly. Lineage: Eukaryota; Viridiplantae; Streptophyta; Magnoliopsida; Lamiales; Oleaceae.